This is a messenger RNA of Egretta garzetta (little egret), 1495 nucleotides long. RefSeq names its product UDP-galactose-4-epimerase (gene GALE). Gene Ontology annotation, cellular component: cytosol. The record is from RefSeq and is a predicted model, not a curated record. Lineage: Eukaryota; Metazoa; Chordata; Aves; Pelecaniformes; Ardeidae. Gene Ontology annotation, biological process: beta-D-galactose catabolic process via UDP-galactose, Leloir pathway. Gene Ontology annotation, molecular function: UDP-glucose 4-epimerase activity.
CGGUAGCUUCUACCUCGAGAGUGCGUUGCCAUAAACUACCAGCAAAGGAUAAAGCAGAGCUUUUCCAGUUAGAGCACUUCUCCAGGGAACCAUGGCAGAGAAGAUCCUGGUGACCGGCGGAGCUGGCUACAUCGGCAGUCACUGUGUGCUGGAGCUGGUGGAGGCUGGCUACAUCCCCGUGGUCAUAGACAACUUUCACAAUGCCAUCCGAGGGGCAGAUGCACUCCCUGAGAGCCUCCGGCGCGUGCAGCAGAUUGUGCGCCAGCCCAUCCUCUUCCAGGAGCUGGAUAUCACUGACAAGGAAGCACUGCAGGAGCUCUUCAGUAAGCACCAUUUUUCAGCCGUGAUGCACUUUGCGGGGCUGAAGGCAGUGGGAGAGUCUGUGCAGAAGCCCCUGGAGUACUACAGGGUGAACCUUACUGGGACCAUCUGCCUGCUGGAGACCAUGAAAGCCCACAGCGUGAGGAACAUCGUGUUCAGCAGCUCUGCCACUGUCUACGGAGACCCCAAGUACCUGCCCCUGGAUGAGAACCACCCUGUUGGAGGCUGCACCAACCCCUAUGGCAAAUCCAAGUACUUCAUUGAGGAGAUGAUUCAAGAUCUCUGCAAAGCAGAGAGGGACUGGAACGCCGUUCUCCUGCGUUAUUUCAACCCCAUUGGUGCCCAUGAAUCAGGCAUGAUCGGAGAAGAUCCUCAGGGGAUCCCAAACAACCUCAUGCCCUAUGUGGCGCAGGUGGCAGUGGGGCGCCGGGAAUUCCUGAAUGUGUUUGGGAAUGACUAUGGGACAGACGAUGGAACAGGUGUCAGGGAUUACAUCCAUGUCGUGGAUUUGGCCAAGGGCCAUAUCGCUGCUUUGAAGAAGCUCAAGGAGAACUGCGGCUGCAAGAUCUACAAUCUGGGCACAGGCACCGGCUACUCUGUCCUGCAGAUGGUCCGGGCCAUGGAGAAAGCCUCAGGGAGGGAGAUCAAGUACAAGAUCACAGGCCGGCGGGAGGGGGACGUGGCCUCCUGCUACGCCAACCCAGCGCUGGCCGAGCGUGAGCUGGGCUGGAAAGCUGCAUUUGGCCUGGACAAGAUGUGUAAGAUCAUCCCCCCGCCCCCAUCCCCGGCAGGCCAUUUUCUUACUUUCUCACAGUGGCAGCUCUGUUCUGCUUCCCCUCAGCUGGAGCUGCAGCCCCCAGAAAUGGCACCCUGGGGCCUCCUGCUAAUCCACUCCCCCCGCCCCCCUCCCCACCCCCCAAGCCUCUGUUACAGAGGUGCUGACGGUGCUUCCUGCCCAGCCAUGAAUGACACCAGCUCAGCUCUGGGAGAGGUUUACGAUUUAUUUAACCUUUUAUCUGAUUCUGUGGAACACACACAAAAACCCCCAAACAUUUACAAGGAAGACAAAAGAGAGAGAAGAAGAAGAAAGAAAAAAAAAAAGCUGUAUUGAGGAAUGGAGAGAAGCCGUUCUCCCUCCCGGGUCCUCAGCACGGCCCCAGCCAGGCGCGUGCUG